Drosophila montana is the source of this 724-nucleotide messenger RNA. RefSeq names its product Chemosensory protein A 7a (gene CheA7a). The transcript has 2 exons. Lineage: Eukaryota; Metazoa; Arthropoda; Insecta; Diptera; Drosophilidae. The coding region runs from base 2 to 544 and encodes 180 amino acids. The record is from RefSeq and is a predicted model, not a curated record.
CAUGGCUAGUCUCUCGGGUCCGUUGGUUGUUGGACUGAUGUUGCUGGUGUACGCCAGGGCCGAGGAUAAGAGCUAUAGCGUCGAGUUGAACUCGUUCGAGAAGAAUAAUAAUUUCGAGAACGAUAAUAAAUGGGUCGAUUGGGGCACGCUGCGCAUGAAGAAAGUGGGACGCAACAAGUAUACCCUGCACGGGGAUUUCGAAUUUAAAAGGAAUAUGGGCGAUGAGCAGAAGCUAUCGCUGCAAGUGUUCGCCUACGAUGAGGGUGCCAAACAGAAAGGCCCCAUGGUUAUGAAUGUGAACAAGCCAUUCUGUCAGUUCGUCAACGAGGAUGUGGACACAUAUCCGCAUCUGCAAAAGAAGUCCAAUAUGCCCGAACAGGGCGACUGUCCAUUUCCCAAGGGCAAGUACACAAUAGAUAACUACGAACUGGAGACCACCUUCCUGCCGGAUGAUGCGCCCAAGGGCGAUUACCUAUUGGAGCUUAAAAUGUUGGAUAAUGAUCUUGGUGUCGCUGGUCUUUUGGCCUCUGUCACACUAAUCUAAUGUCAUCUAUUAGUAAUUUUUCUUUUGUUUACUUUUCUAAUUUAAAAUUAUAAUAUUCUUUAUUUUGGGUGGAUCCAUUUGGCACUGCGAGCGUUUUACAUAUAUGUCUAUUUCUUACUUAGCUUAAGCUUUGUUCUGACUUGUCAAAUAUAAAAUACUUUCGCUUUCAAGGACCUAGAA